Molecule: messenger RNA, 5431 nt
Organism: Branchiostoma belcheri (Belcher's lancelet)
Lineage: Eukaryota; Metazoa; Chordata; Leptocardii; Amphioxiformes; Branchiostomatidae
Product: Down syndrome critical region protein 3-like
Exons: 3
Coding region: 262-1152 (296 amino acids)
Biological process (GO): intracellular protein transport
Cellular component (GO): endosome
Source: RefSeq, a predicted model, not a curated record
GUUUUUGCCCAAAAAUCAGGUCGUCGGGAUGGAAUUUGUGACAUUUUGUCCACAUCAACAAUUUGUAUGAGUUUGGUGUGUAUAGAAAUUGUGCCUAUUAGUCUGCUCCGACUUUUCAGUCGAGUGACAUACCCCAGUGGACUUUGAUACUCACGAGUUGCCCUGUGCAAACACUCGUGACUGCCCCCCUCCCAUCCCCACUUUCCGAGUGAGAGGCCCAUUUUUCUUUGGUUUGAUCGGAAAUUAGAAAAGAGGGCCGCCAUGGCACUGGACAUCCGCCUGAAGAAGGUGAAUAAGAUCUACUAUGACGGGGAGCUCGUGUCUGGAGUUGUGGUGAUCCAGAGUAAAGGAGACAUGCAGCACCAAGGUGUGAAUCUGUCAAUGGAGGGUUCUGUGAACCUGCAGCUGAGUGCCAAAAGUGUGGGUGUUUUUGAAGCCUUCUACAACUCCCUGAAGCCCAUCCAGCUAGUCAGCUACGCCGUGGAGCUGGUCAAGCCCGGCAAGCUGCCCUCCGGAAAGACCGAAAUCCCCUUCGAAGUUCCCCUGAAGCCGAAGGGACACAACAAGGUGCUGUACGAGACAUACCACGGCGUCUUCGUGAACAUUCAGUACCUGCUCCGAGCUGAGGUGAAACGCUCCCUGCUGAACAAAGACCUGACCAAACAGAGCGAGAUCAUUCUGGAGUACAGGGACUCCAAGGACAAGGCCUCGGCCAAACCUGUGCCCUUCACCAUCACACCUGACUCCUUACAGAACAUCAAGGAGAAAAGUCAGGUUCCAAGGUUUGUUGUGAAAGGUAAGCUGGAUUCCUCCGUAUGCUGCCUGUCGCGCCCGUUGACGGGAGAGUUGGUCGUGGAAAGCUCCGAGUCGCCGAUCCGCUCCAUCGAGCUGCAGCUGGUGCGCGUGGAGACCUGCGGCUGCGCUGAAGGCUACGCUCGCGACGCCACGGAGAUCCAGAACAUCCAGAUCGGGGAGGGGGACGUGUGCCGCGGGCUGACUCUACCCAUCUACAUGAUCUUCCCUCGGCUCUUCACCUGCCCCACGCUCAUCACAUCCAACUUCAAGGUGGAGUUUGAGGUGAACGUGGUCAUCGUGUUACAGAACGACCAUCUCAUCACUGAGAACUUCCCUCUCAAGCUCACCAGGUUCUAAGGACAAUAAACUGAAGUUCUACGAUACAAACUGCUUGUAUUUUCAUCAUCAAGUUGUAGAAGUAGUAGACUCACAGCUAUUGUAAGUUGGAAAGAGAGAUGUUGGAAGAUCAUGCUGUGAAGAUUUGUAUUGAAUAACAGUUACCAGUACAAUUGCAAUAGGGAAUUGCAUGUAAACAUAGGCAGGAAGGAUGGAUGGGCAAUUUCAACUUGUCGUAUCUGCCCUACAAAUUUAUGGUCUGCAGGCAGAUAUGGAGAAAUUUCCUUUACAUAAUGACCCAUUCAAUUCCUCAGUCACACUUACUAUCUAAUUUAAUGUGUAUUCAAAGAAAUCGUGAAUUAUGAGUUCCUGCCUGUGUGUCCAAUUAUAUGGCAUUCCAAUGUGAAACUUGGUACAUCUUAGUUACAAAGGUACAGACACCACAGAAGACACAAACACGACACAGUCACGAAAUCAACUUUUUCUUGCACAAAGUUCUUGAUAGAAAACAGCACAGCAGUGUGGUAACAAGGAUGUACACCAAGUUCAAGUAUCGUCAUCAUCUCAGUUUUUACAUCUGCACAAGACCUUCGGAACUUGACAUGCAUGUAAAAAUAGUUUCUCUCACAUCUGUUACACCUCAGCAAGUUCUGGUGUAUCAUACGAGGACUUUUAUGGAUAAUAAACCGGGCAGGUGAACCCGUCUUUGCUUCCACAUGCAGCUCAAGUUCCUGUCAAAAAGGGAAAAGCGGAGACUUUACAAAACCUGACUUUGGUACGGUUGCGUGGGCUAUAAUGGUUAUGAGCAGGAAUGUUCAUUUUUGUUCCACAAUCAACUUACUUCUGGAUUAAAUGCAUUUUACAUUAUUGAUGUCUAAUGGGACUGUCUAAAAAAUUCAACCUUCUUCUCAAAAAACAAGUAAAAGCAUUGAAUGAAGCUUUGAACUGACAAUUCUGGCUUCUUUUUUAACAUGCUUACAGUUCUUUGAGAAAACAAGUUGAGGUGGUCCCCCAGGGUACCUCUUCCGUUCAAGUGAAAUUGCAUAAAUUUUGUCAUUACCUGUACAUUGUAACCUGAACUGCAAGUCAUUAUGUACUGUAUGAAUUAAAAUUUACAUCAUGAAUAAAUUUAAAUUAUCAAAUUAUAAGGAUCAUCUUAUAUUGUGUCCAGGUAAACAGAUUACUUGACAACUUAGUUAUUUCAAAAGUUGUGACAUCUUAUGUAUCAUAGUAUUACAGGUAAAUGCCCAGUGAAGUAACUUUGUGGCCACUAAUACAAACCAACUUUCAGGGUUCUAACUUUUCCUUACACAGUUGUGCACAUUGCCUGAUGUUGUAGGCUCACAUCUUAUUGCCCUGCCAAGUGCCAACCUCUCUUUUCUUUUGAGGAAGCAGCAUUUAAAUCCCCAGUUGGUUUAAAAGAAAAAGAAGUACAGCAAAAAAGUACAAACUACUUCAAGAAUACUGAAGUGAAAUGAGCAACACACUGGCUUAAGCUUUCACACAAAUAUUAUAUCGUGCAGAUUACAAAAGUUAAAUGUUCUUGAUUUUUAUAUUCAGGUGAACUUUGCUGUAUCUGACUCUCCCAUCUGAGAGUCACCAAAGGCAGCCUGGAGUCCAGUCUUGUGAGCUUUAGUCUGUUCACCAAGAUCCACCUCGACCAACACUAAGCUCUUUAUUUGUCAUAAUUGCAGAUCAUUUAAAUGGUAAUGGUGCUCAGUUUCUAACAAGACUGAAGGGUAGUGCAUUUUUGGGAGCAGACUAAAGCUAAGAAGGCUGCAGGGUAGCGGACUUUGGGGAGCGGACUAAAGCUAACAAGACUGGACUAUAGGCUACGCCAAAGGGCCAUCUGAGGCCUUGUCUUCUGAACACUACAGUAACAUGGACACCAGGGGUAUAUCCACCACUCCACAGGGAACAGGAACAUGCAUUAGUACACACUUGUCAUGAAUAAGGGCCACAGACACACAGGAACAUUGUCCAAGGGACUUACCUUCCUCUGCUACUUUUAACAACGAAUGGCACAAGGACAUGCAGAGAAAAAAAAAUAUCAGACUUUCUUCACUUUUCUCUUUCACCUUCAAAUGCCACAUAGUUUUAACAGCAGAGGAAAGUUACCUUAUUAAUCUGGGUAGUAUUAUGAAACAAGUUUGAGCUGUAAAUUCCAACACAAGAAAUUAGAUUGACCCAAAUUUUUGACGUUUUAACUCAAGUCCUUGUCAAGCAAUCCACUGCUUCUGACAUCACAUUAUGCAGAUGACACACAGAACUCUGUGUGCAGUGGAUCAUAUAUAUAGGUUGUAGAAAGUCUGUGGUUCUACCAUCAUUAUUGAGGGAUGGUUAGUCGAGCCCUGAUGUACAGUGGAUAGCUUUCCAGCUUUUCCUUGACAAAGACAGGAGUUGUUCAGUCAAAAAUUUGGGUGCUUCUGUUGGAAAUUACAGUUCGAACUUGCUUUCUAAUGAUUUCUACCAACACAGAUGAACUUUCAAGAUUACCUGGCAGAGUAUUGGUCUAAAUCAAAGAGGCAGCAGCACGACCUUACAUAAGAGGUCAGGAGACACCUACAGCCAAUCACAUUUUUCUGACAAAUAAACAAUGCAGCAAAAGCACUCUACAAGAAUAUAGUAGCCCAUAUCAUGGCUAGAUAUAUGAAUAUAAUGUUAAAAGUACAUGUACAUGUGCAUAAGAUCAAAAAAUCACUAAGUGUAACAAUCAUAUAUUUAUACAUUUCCACCACCAUUAAAUAAUGUUAAGAAAAUCUCUGAGGAAAAUCAAAUCCAGGCUAGUAAAUUGCACGUAUUCCACUCGUGAUACACAAAGAAGACAAAAACGGUGUGUGCACAAAAUGGUAAGGUUGACAACAAGUAAACUUGUGAUGUUAGUAGUGAUAAAACUUUGGCUGUCAUCAGUAUUUUCUUGAUUUGUAACACAAACACAAUGUCAUAUUAUCAAACACAGAUAUCUUCCUAACCAUACACAGACUGCACGGCACGAGUCUUGAGUAGCAUGCCCUGAUUAGUUUGUUAAUGUUCCCCUUUCUCCCAGUUUUAUGUUGCAAAGAAGCAAAAUAUAUAGACUUUAUACUUAUUCUAGGCAGAUGCAAGUGGAACAAAUGUCUAAAUUACCUUUUUGCUGGGAUGACUAAUAUAAAAGUGGUGCACCCCAAUAUGUUGGUCAUAAAUGUUGGUCAUCAUUAUUCCUACAAUAUAACAUCCGUAUAUGUCUGAUUUAGUAUCAAGGCUACGCCAAUUUAAUCAAUUGGUUCACAGAGGAUUCACUUGCUUCAUUGUUUUCUGAUUUGCAAAAAAAAUUGUGGUUCUGAAUCAACUGCAAAAUGCUCUGUUUUGGCCCCUAUAAUUGAAGAAAGUCUUAGAUGUUAUUAUAGUGCUCCAUCUAUAAAAGCAGUGGUUUGAUUAAAAGUUUAAACUCAUUAUUACAAACCUGCCUGGUAUAUAUGUUGUUCAUGGCUCUUAGCAUUUUGGGCUAUACCUAGGCCUGUUGUUUUUGCUGUUGCUUCAUACUUUUUCUAAAAACAAUCAGGAGAACCAACAAAUUAAAUUGGUGUGGCCUAAGAAACAACAGCCUAGAAGUAGAACAAGCACAUUGACUGCAAACAAGGUCUACCUUAGGACUCAAGAUAUCUCUGAAACUUUACAGAACUCCAGUCAUUUCUACUGGUCAUUCAUGCACCUAUUACAACUGUCUAUGAUGCAGUCAGUGCCAUAUGUACUUUUAAACAGUAAAAACCUGCACAUAUAUACAGAUCCCAGCACAACCUAUGUGUAGUAGAGUAGAAAAAGUUUCAAGGCAUUUCAUGGCUUUACAGCUGUACAAGACCAUAACUGGUUGGGGAGGGGGGCUUUGGGUACCCUUGUGACAGAGGCAUUAUUCUGUUACAACCUGCAAUAAGAGAUUAAAACAGAUACUGACUGUUUGCUUUUUUUACUGCAGUCAUUGCAAAGACUUCAAAACAAAUUAGAUUGGUUCUUGAUAUCUUAUUGGUAGCCUUUUUUACGUUGUAACAUCUUUGCAGGUUUCCCCAACUGAGAAAUUAUUGACAUAAGUUUUGAUAAUUUGCAAAGACAGGAAAAUUCUUUCUAUGUGAAAUAAUUAUGGUCUUUUUACUAGUGCUAAAAUAUGUGCAAACUGGUGCAUACCUUAAAUACACCUAGUACCACCUGGUAUCAACAAACUAGCCAACAAUACCAGAAAUAGUAAGUUAUAAUAAUUUCUAUAAGAAAGUCAUCUUUGAUUUUGUCACAUAACCUUUCUCAAAGUAUAUUUCUCCUAGAAGUGUAU